This is a messenger RNA of Priapulus caudatus, 5667 nucleotides long. RefSeq lists its product as uncharacterized. The coding region runs from base 27 to 4706 and encodes 1559 amino acids. Lineage: Eukaryota; Metazoa; Priapulida; Priapulimorpha; Priapulimorphida; Priapulidae. Gene Ontology annotation, molecular function: protein binding. The record is from RefSeq and is a predicted model, not a curated record. The transcript is spliced from 32 exons.
UAUUGUAUUUAUCAUUCAUAGUUAUCAUGAGGCAAUCUAGAGCUAUAAACAAACGCAUACAGGUGCAAAAGCCUGCAAUUUUGACAUCACUUGGUACAGCUCAACGAGUAAGAUUUUCUGUUCGAGACAGAAAGCCGAUAACAACACCGAUGGCGAUGGCGAUGAGUUGUGAGGGCACGACAGGUCAACCGCCAUAUUUAGCUGCAAGGAAAAGUCCACUUCCCCAGUCUACUGUGAAAAUUCUAGAAAGUGAAGAAGAAGCUGGGAUUAAAAAUAUAUCUCAAACAAGUGAUAUUGACAUAGUGCCUGAAACAGAGGCAAAUUAUGUCAAAUCAAUGAAAGAGUUGAUGGAGGAGGCUCAAUUCCUGGCAGCUGCAUUGGACCAGAGUGUGGUGUUACCACUGGAUUCUACACCUAUUUCCUGUACAUCAACACAUGGGACAGUCCUGACUAGUGAUGAGGCAAGGGUAGCUGAUAGCAUUCACACAUGUGUAAAACCACAUGAGCAGGCACUUGAAAUCUGCUUUGAAAAGAAAGAGAUUUCCCAUGAACCCAGCACACAAGACAAAUUUUACUUUUCUUCAGAGGAAGAACUUUGCAUCCUGGAAGCCGAGGAAAAUUCGGAAGAAAGAGAAAAACUUGAGGUCAUUGGAUGCAGGAAGCAUUAUUGUGGAAGGAAGAAAGUGAACACAGAAAAAUUAACUGAAAGUGCUGCUCAUGAUAUCGUUGAUACAGAGCAUAUUUCAUUAGCUAGGAAGCAAAUUCAUUACUUCUGCACACUGCCUGACACAGUCUCCCAGCUGCCUAGUUCCUUGCAGACACUUCUGAAGGAAAUUGGGUUAUAUGGAUGGCAAAGAGGAAAACAAGUUGGAAACAAUUUGGAUUUACUGACUAAAGUAGAAAACCAAAAGCUGAACAGUUCUUCUACUACAAACGUGGAGGGAGAACCGAUCGCUGUUCCUAUGCACCUGUGGUGGGCCCCAGCACCUCCCAAACUCUGUCUGCUACCAUCAUAUGUCGAGGCUUGCUUGUUUCCGAACCUCAUACCAGCUGAUCCUAACCUGUAUGAGGAAUCUGUAAUCAGUCAAGGUGAAAGUAACUGUGAGGGAGAAGAUGAGCUCAGACUUAGAGAGCAGUUGGUGUUCAGAAAGCAGCCAUCACUAGACACGCUUUUCCACCGGCCUGUUAACUCUCCUACAUCUACAUCUGCGGAGUCAGCCCCUGAGCUUUGUCCAACUGAAGCAGAUCCUGGUUUCAUUAAUUGGAGUGAAGAUCAAUUGUACGAAGCAUGUGAAAAUGAAUUAGUGGUAAAAGAGACGAGUCAUCCAGAUAGUAGUUACGUCACGACUCGGAGACAAGAAGACAUUGAUAGGUUUUUGGCGCACAUUCCAAGCGUUCUACAAAGGUCACAGUCACAGGAUUUGCAAGAGAGAUAUGUACUUCCAACCUUACAGAGGGCAAAGAGUAUUCCUGAUUCACUGGACUUUGAUGAGUAUGCCUUUGUAGUCGGAAAUCGAAUGAUGGCAGAGAAUGACAGAGAGUGGGUGAGAGAUAUAUGGAACCAAUGGUUUGAUGAGGUAUUUCCACUGCCAGAGAGUGAAAGUAGUGCCAUCGAGAUUGAGGGAUGUCCGAAGUUGCUAGUGCAGACCAAUGCUGAUGAUAGCAGGCAGACAGUACUACUUUCUAAUGCUGAUAAAGAAGGCCAGUUGACAGUGAAGGUGCAAGAAGAGCUGAACGAAUUAAGCAGCAAAAUUGAUUCUAGUGAGGGCCUUGUUGCCAUUCAUCUUUGCCGACGUGGAGCUAUCUAUCUGAAAUUGAAUCAACUGGAAAUGGCUUAUCAAGACAUAACUAAAUCUCUUAAACUAGAGCCACAGUUGAUGGAUGGUUAUUGGCACCGACACAAUCUUUUGCUGAAGCAGAAAAAACCUAAAGCUGCCAUUGAAGAUCUAAACAAAAUCAUAUCUGGAACUAGCCAACCCAUCAAAGCUUACAAAUCUAGAGGUGAUGUAUACGAGAAAAUUGGUGACAUUUCGAUGGCGAUACUAAGUUAUGACCAAGCUAUUGCACUUAGCCCUACUGAUUAUGAAAGUCACCUCAGAAGAGCAGAACUCUACAUAUUAAAUGGACAACUGUCGUUGGCACACGAUGACUUGAAAACAGCCGUGAAACUCUCACCAGCAAGAACGGAGGCACGCAUGAAGCAGGUGGAGCUUUAUCUCAGUGAUAGGCAGUGGCAGUUGGCUGUCAGUGGUCUGACAGUAAUUCUGGAGCGAGACCCCUACAAUACCAAUGCUCUGCUGCUGAGAGGACAGGCACUGAUACAACAGGAAUCUUGGCAAAUGGCUCUGCGAGAUGUCUCUGCUGUGGUGCACCUCGAUCCGUGUAGUAGUAAAGCAUUUUACCAUCGAGGCUGCUUACUUCGAAAGGUUGAUUCAAGGCGGGCCUUGCAAGAUCUUAGCGUAUCCUUGCUACUGGAUCCAGGACCUGAUAAUGUGAUGGCAUAUUUUCACCGUGCAAUCAUCUAUCAUUCUAUCAGCAAGUACGAGGCAUCUAUUCAUGAUUUCAUACAGGCUGUUAACCUGGACCACUCACUUGUAGCAGCUCUAGUAAACAUCGGCAUCAUCUACAUGCUGAAAAAGAAAGACUGUUAUAAGGCACUAAAGUACUUCAUGAUGGCUGUCAGGGAAGACCCAACAAACAUCAGAGCAAGAUUAUGCCGUGCGAAGGCUUACAGACUGAUGAAGAUGCACAGAAAGGCGUUGUCAGAAAUCACACAGAUUAUACACUUACGGCCUGAUGUUCUGCAGUAUUACAUGUAUAGGGGUGACCUGCUAUUUGAGUUGGGAGACCUAGAGCUGGCAAGAUUCUGUAUAGAACAAGCAGCAGAGCUCAACCUUGGUCUCCGCAACUCACCCUCCCAGGAAGCAGUUGUGCAAUCGUUCCUUGGAAACCAUGCUAAAGCCAGUGAAGUGUUAAAAAUGGCCUUGCAAAGACAGCCACAAGCACACCACUGGCUGCUCCUUGGUAAUGCACAAAUGAAGGCUGGAGAUUUUGUGGAAGCAGUUGAGAGUCUGGAGCAGGCAUUGCUCGUGCAUGGCUCCAAGUGGUCAACGCACCAGGAAUCAGUGCAGAGGAAGGCAGCACAGCAGCUGACCACAGCAGAUCUGACAGAUGCACACUACAGCUUGGGCAUUAGCCACAUAGAGCUGGGGAACCACAACCUUGCGCUGGACUACCUCAAUAAUGCUCUCACAGGCAACCAAAGAUUUGCAUUAGCUCAUUUCCACAAAGGUGAAUUGGAGUUGGAACAAGGGAAAAAGAAGGGCAUGUUCAGCACUAGUAAAGCAUUAGCAGUCAACCCAAGUCUGUUUCAGGCCUUUCUCAGCAGAGCAGCAUUCUAUAGUCUCGAAGGGAAAUACAGCAAGGCCAUACUCAACUGCAACGAAGCUAUAAAAUUGCGACCUGAUUGUACCCGUGCAUAUUUAUACAGAGGAGCACUAAAAUACAAAAUUCAAGCAUAUAAAUUGGCUGUGUCAGAUCUUACUAAAACUAUUGAACUGGACAAGAAGUGCGCUGUUGCCUACUUCAAUAGAGCGAUAUGUCUUCAACAAUUAAAAAUGUAUCAAAUGGCAGUGCAAGACUUCAGCUUGGUGUUGUUGCUAGACAAAGCAGGCAAGCUGAAGCUUAGAGCUGUGACAAACAGAGCUCUUCUCUACCUCCACAUCGGCGAUACUGAGGCAGCACUGUACGACAUGGUACUAGCUCAUGAUAUGUGCCCAUAUGAUCCCGUCAUAAUCCACACACUCGGGGUGUGCUAUCACAGGCUUCAGCAGCUGCAAACUGCAGUGCUCUGUUUCUCUGAUGCUGCCAAACUAGACAAAUUCAUGCUCGAAGCUUACGUGGGUCGUGCAAAUGCGCUCAUGGAUUAUGGAUCUGACAGUGCCCAGUUUUGGGCAAGGAAAGACUAUGAACGAGUCUUGAGGCUCCAACCAACCUACCUUCCAGCAAGGAUUGCUCUAGCUUUUAACCUGCAGGCUGCAGGCAAGUUCCAGAAAGCUUGGAAUCAUUUAUCUAUUGCCGUCAGCCUAGAUCCAGGAUAUGCCCCGGCAUUGGAAGCACGUGCAGUUGUCUGCUUGCAGAUGUCUAACAAAUUCGCUGCCCUGCAGGACAUGAACACGGCUGUUCAUUUGUCUCCUAGCCCAGCACACUUGUCAAACCGUGGUGUCAUACAGCAGAGUAUUGGUGACAUGAGGAAUGCAGUCGAAGACUUUCAGGCUGCAGUGAGAAAGGAUCCCACACACGCACUAGCUCACUACAACCUGGGCAACGUGUAUUUAUCCAACCGUCAGUACAAGCAGGCUGCUGCUGAAUAUACCAUGGCACUUGAGAAGAAACCUGCGGACGAUGCGAUGUUUAUGAACAGGGCUCUUGCUAAGGUCAUGUUGAAAGACACAAGCGGGGCACUUGAUGACUUAGAAAAGGCUGCCAAACUGGCUUCACAGAAUGGAUCCAUUUACUUCAACAGAGGCAACCUGUAUUAUACAUUACAGCAGUAUGAACUAGCAGAACUGGACUACAGCACAGCCCUGGCUUUGCAGCCUGGAGAUCCUAUAUUGCUACAGUGCAGAUCCCUAGCUCGAGGUAAGCUUCACAGAUUCACUGAUGCCAUGGUAGACCACCAGAGUGCACUCUGUUCAGUCGAGUAAACCGAUUAUAUGGCGGUGAAAUAAAAAGAUGAAAAUGUGUAGAAAAGACAUCUUUGUUCAACCCAUAAGCUUCAGAUAGACAUGAUAUACUCAUCACGUCAUGAUUUAGACAUUCUAACAGCAAGAGGCAAUCUGAAUAGUCCUAGUGAUACACACAUUAGUUUUACCAUUGUUGUCUGCUGUUCUAUUGGAUAUGUCAGUUUGGGUUAUUUUCAUUUAUACAUCCAACAGUUUACAUAUAGGCAUUUUGCUUGCAACAUUCAUAUCAUAUAGAGCUAAUAUUAUCUUUUAUUCUAUCUAGCGUACUUUAAAUUAGUCACACAAACAAUGUAUUUAUCGAUGCAAAAACGAUUUUAUUAUCAAGAUCUUUUGGUAUCCUUAUAUGGUCACAGAGCUAUGAGCAGUACACUCUUUUAUUAUUCUACAGUGCGUCUAAACCUCUAUAAGCUAGUGAUUUGUGACAUGCAUAUAAUCUUGUUGUCUCAUGUUAUGAAGAUCAUCAAGUAUGGAUUCAAGUUGCAUUGUUCUAAUGUAAACUAUCGUACAUAGCAACUACUACUCCUUAUAAUAGUAUAUGAGGUAUAUUGGGGCAACAAGAGCACCACCAAUCUCUCUGGUUCAUGUACUCUCCUUAUCAAUAGCAGCCUAUAUAUAUAUAUAUAAAUAUAUAUAUAUAUAUAUAUAUAUGUAUAUAUAUACACAUAUAUACCAUUGCCAGCUAAUAUAAAGUUUUAUAAUAAUAUAGUAUCUAUAGUAUUGUAACUAUUGAAAGUUGCUGUUACAAAUCUAUGCACAAUUGUAGUAUAUAUAAUCUUGUCUAGUGAUCAGUUGUUGUUUUUCAAUUCAAACUGUAUUGAUUAAUACUCAUACUGCAUUAACUAUAUGCACUUCAAUAGUGAGGUUACAAUGUGCUAUAAUGUAACUUCCAUACAAUAAAAGAGCAAGUUCCUUUAAAACCUUA